UAUACAUUUUGUAGUUUGCAAACACUUCAGAUUGUAUACAAUUAUUGUCUUUCAAAUAAUUGUAUUUAAAGGAUUUGAUUUCUGUUGUGAUUCUAUUUUGAGUUAUUGACAAUUGUAAUCAAAUACUGAAAUGAGAAUAGAACAGAAAACAAUUUCAUGGGCUUUAAUUGAAUUUGUGAUGUUCUGUUGUAAUAAUUAUCAGUGAAAGAGUAAACUCUUGGUUCUAAGUUUUUAUUCACUCAUGAAAAUGCUAAUCAAUUCAAAAAAUAUGAGUGAGAAAGCCGAUGAUGGAUAUAGUUUAUUGUCUUAUUUCAAAGUUUUUCCUGGAUAUGCAGAUAAUCGACGAUUAAAAGUAACAUGGGAUUGGAGUUCAAUGGAAAUAGCACAAAAUCUACUUCAACAAGCAAAAAUUUUAUAUUAUAAUGAUUUGGAUGUUGAUCUAUUCGGUCAAGAAAUUAUACAAAAUUAUCAAAUUAAAGAAUUCGAUUUAACCAAUCUUCAUCCAGAUACCAAAUACUUAAUAUGUUUUCGUGUAACACGUAAACGAUUUGUUGACUCUUCAAUGCUUUCAUCAACUAAUCAGAGUAAUAAUGACACAGCAAUGAUAUCAACAUCAACAAUUAAAUCAUCUCUGCAUCAGUGGAAUAAGACACUUAUCAUGUCCAAUGAUUUACAACAUAUUUUACAUAAACAAAAAACCAGCAGUCCAAUCAAUACAUAUCCACAUGUUGCCUUUUUAAAUCAAACCCAUACAUUACAAUCAUCAGUGAACAGUGCAAAAUUAUUUAAUGAAUAUGUUGCUGAAAUGCAAUGUCAAAUAACAUUAACUCGAUUUUUACAUUGGACAGCAAUUUUAUGUAGUUUAAUUGGUAUUAUUGUAGCAUUACUUUUAUCUAUUACAAUAAUUUGUAUUUUGAAAUCACGUACUUAUCAAAUAAAACAACGUCAGUUGAAAAUGUGUUUUAAUCGAAAAACUCAAUUAUCACUAGUUGGACAUGGAAAAUUCAAUGAAAUUCAUACGGAUGAUGAUGUUGACGAAAAUAAUUUGACAAAUUCUACUAAACUAGUUGAUGCCUGUCAUCAUCCACUUCAACAGCAUCAUCAACAACGUCAUCAUCAUCAUCAUCUUCAUCAUCAUCAUCAUCACCUUCACCACCAUCCACAUUCACAUCAUCAACAUCAACAUCAUCAUCAUCACUAUCAUGCUCAUCACCCUCAUCCUCACCAUCAUCACCAUCAUCAUCAUUUCUCUCUUCAAAAUGUUCUAAACACACAUAUUCGUUAUGAUUGUCAUUCAAAGAGAACAACAAUUAGAAAAUCAGAAAGUGGCAAAGAUCAGAUCAACAGAUCAAUGUCAUCUUCACCAUCAACAACCAUAACUAAAACACCAACCAUUUAUUGUAAACCAUCAUUGGAUAAAUUAGAAAUAAUCAAAGAUGCAACUGUUAAAGUCAAUAAGCCAUCAGAUAUUAAAAAGAACAAUGAAUUGAUGUGUCCAUCGAAUCAACAAUUAAUUAAUGAAUGGGAGAAUACAUUGAAAAUAAUUGAAACCAAUCAAACAAUCAUGAAUAAUGAUAUUAGUUUAAAUCAGACACGAAAAUCAUCUAAUACCAAUCAUACUACUAACAUAAUCAAUGACAUUCAUGACAGUAAAGUAAUGGAAAAUGAAACGAGUGUUUCUUAUAAAGAUGUCAAUACUACUACUACUACUACUACUACUACCACUACAAAUGAUAGUACUACUAAUAAUAAUUCAGUAACAUAUCACUAUAAUAACUCAAUUGAUAAUAGUAAUAAUAAUAAUAAUAAUAAUAGCAAUAUUUGUAUUAAAGUUCACCAGGGUAAUAAUAAUAAUAAUAAUGAUAAUAGUAAUCAACUAUCGGAUUCACAAAAUGAUGAUAAUUUUAAUAAACCAAUUGAAUAUGAAAACCCAGUAAAAUACAGUGAACUCAUAUCACAUUCAAUGCCUUGUUUAAUGUAG
Molecule: messenger RNA, 1981 nt
Organism: Schistosoma turkestanicum
Lineage: Eukaryota; Metazoa; Platyhelminthes; Trematoda; Strigeidida; Schistosomatidae
Source: the annotation of a GenBank genome assembly